GAACGGGGCUUUGUUCCGUGAAGGGGGCCGGGUUAUUGCCGGGGAGGGAAGCGGGCUGGGCCGGCUCGGCCCUUCAUCCCACCCGCCGGGCCCGGAAGGAGGAAGCGUUCGCGGUGCGGGUUGUUCCCCCCCUCCCGGUGCGGGGUAACGGCUUUCCUCUCAGGCGAAAAUAGGAAAUUCUGUCAGUGCGGCGGAAGAAACGCUCCAUCGGGUUAUCCAGAGGCAGCUGUUCUGCAUCUACCCUGCUCCUGAAGGAGGGACUGAAGGAAAAGAAAUAUGGAUGUCAAGAGUAGAAAUUAUUUACUUAUGAAUCGCCAAGCAUUGGAAAAAGACAUCAAGACAUCUUACAUUAUGGAUCGUAUGAUUUCUGAUGAAGUACUAACGUUACAGGAGGAAGAGAAAGUGAAACAACAGAAUACACAGAAGGAGCGAGCAGCUAUGCUAAUAAACAUUAUUCUUACAAAAGAUAAUAAUUCAUAUAGAUCCUUUUAUAAUGCACUACUUCACGAAGGGUACAGAGAUCUUGCAGCGCUUCUUCAGGAUGGCAUCCCUGCCAUCUCCUCUGGUAACGGAAAGAGUUCAAUGGAUGGAAUGACUUCAUACGUUAAGACAGUUCUCUGCGAAGGAGGUGUACCACAGAGACCAGUUGUGUUUGUCACUCGGCCAAAACUGGUAGAUGCUAUUAAAGAGAAACUGUGCUGCCUGGGAAGUGAUCCAGGCUGGGUCACAGUUUAUGGAAUGGCAGGUUGUGGGAAGACUGUUUUAACAGCAGAAGCUUUAAGGGAUCAUCAGCUCUUGGAAGAUUACUUUCCGGGAGGAGUUCACUGGAUCUCUGUUGGAAAACAAGACAAAGCAGGGCUCCUAAUAAAACUUCAGAAUCUCUGUAGUAGAUUAGAACAUGACUCUACUCUUUCACAAAGGCCACCACUCAACAUUGAAGAGGCUAAAGAUCGUCUUCGUUUGCUGAUGCUACGCAAAUAUCCCAGAUCUCUUUUGAUCCUGGAUGACAUUUGGGAUUCCUGGGUAUUAAAAGCAUUUGAUAAUCAAUGUCAGGUUCUUAUCACCAGCAGGGACAGGAGCGUAACAGAUGCUGUAGCUGGCAAUAAAUAUGAGGUUCAUGUGGAAAGUGGACUAGCACAUGAAAAAGGACUGGAGAUUUUAUCCCUGUUUGUGAAUAUGAAAAUAUCAGAACUGCCAGAACAAGCUAACUGCCUUGUAAGAGAAUGCAAAGGUUCUCCUCUUGUGAUAUCCUUGAUAGGUGCAUUAUUACGAGACUUCCCCAGUCGUUGGGAAUACUAUCUCAAACAGCUGCAGAAUAAGCAGUUUAAAAGAAUAAGAAAAUCAUCUUCUUAUGAUUAUGAAGCCCUUGAUGAAGCGAUGUCCAUAAGUGUUGAGCAACUGAAUGACAAUUAUAAAGACUACUAUAAAGACCUCUCUGUCCUCCCAAAAGAUGUUAAAGUACCUACUAAGGUUCUCUGUAUUCUUUGGGAUAUGGAAACUGAAGAAGUUGAAGAUAUUCUACAGGAAUUUGUUAACAAAUCGCUAUUGUUCUGUGAUCGUAAUGGGAAAUCAUUCCACUAUUAUUUACAUGAUCUUCAACUUGACUUUCUUACAGAGAAGAAUCGCAACCAGCUUCAGGAGCUACAUAAAAACAUAGUAAAUCAGUACAAGAAAUAUUACAAACUUAAUACUCCUGUUCCAUCUCAAGAGGAUUGCAUGUACUGGUAUAACUUUCUAGCGUAUCACAUGGCUGGUGCCAACAUGCAGAAGGAACUCCGUGAUCUUAUGUUUUCUUUAGACUGGAUUAAAGCUAAAACAGAAUUGGUAGGGCCUGCUCACCUGAUUCAUGAAUACGUAGAAUAUAGUUCAAUCCUGGAUCAAAAGGAUAGCACAGUGCGUGAGAACUUCCAGGAAUUUCUGUCUUUAAAUGGGCACCUUCUUGGUCGGCAACCGUUUCCUGACAUUAUACAGCUGGGUCUUUGCCAACCAGAGACAUCAGAGGUGUAUCAACAAGCCAAGCUAUAUGCGCAAAGAGAAACAGGAACAUUUUAUUUGGAAUGGAUAAAUAAAAAAUCCUUGAAAAACCUCUACCGUCUGGUUGUUCGUCCACAUAGAGAUGCAGUUUACCAUGCCUGCUUUUCUAAGGAUAGACAAAGAAUAGCAUCAUGUGGAGCUGAUAAAACACUUCAGGUGUUUAAAGCAGAAAGUGGAGAGAGACUCCUGGAGAUAAGUGCCCAUGAUGACGAAAUACUAUGUUGCGCUUUCUCUGCCGAUGGUGAAUUUGUAGCAACUUGUUCAGCUGAUAAAAAAGUGAAGAUCUGGAAUUCAAGAACAGGCCGGUGUAAAUGUGUGUAUGAAGAACACUCAGAGCAGGUCAAUUGCUGCCAGUUCAAUAACAGAAGUGGUCAGUAUCUUUUAGCCACCUGCUCGAAUGACACUUACAUCAAACUUUGGGAUUUGAACAAAAAGUAUUGUAGAAAUACGAUGAUUGGUCAUGAAAAUUCUGUCAAUCACUGUAGAUUUUCACCAAAUGAUGAAUACGUUGCUAGCUGCUCAACAGAUGGAACAGUAAAGCUUUGGGCAGCGCGCUCAGGAAAUGAACUGAAAAGUAUCGAGAUAAAAGAUUUCUUCAAAAAUGCAGAUGAGCAACCAGAUGAUGUGGAGGUUUUAGUAAAAUGUUGCUCUUGGUCCAGAAAUGGUGACAUGAUUUUGGUGGUAGCCAAAAAUAAGCUUUUGCUUUUUGAUGUUAAAACAUGUGGUUUACUAUCGCAAGUCAUCAUAAGUCAUCACAGUACAAUCCAAUACUGUGACUUUUGUCCUGGUGAUGAGUUAGUAGCAGUUGCUUUGUCUCACUGUUCGGUUGAGUUAUGGAAUAUUAAAUCUUUAUCAAAAGUGGCAUAUUGCAGGGGACACAUGAGCUGGGUUCACUGUGUGACAUUUUCACCAGAUGGAUCUUUAUUUCUGACAUCGUCUGAUGACCAGACAAUACGUAUUUGGGAAACAAAGAAGGUGUGCAAGUCUUCUGAUGCUGUGCUAAAAAGUGAACUAGAUGUUGUAUUUCACAAUGGUGAAGUGAUGAUUUUAGCAAUUUACAAUCAGAAGCAUUUGCAACUUAUAAAUGGAAGUACAGACAGUGUUAUUAUGCAGACAGCAGCUCCAGAAUCCCCCAUUUCCUGCUGUUGCUUAAGUGAAGAUCUUAAAUUUGCAGCUUUUGGACAGGAGAGUGGAACAAUAAAGGUAUUACAGUUGUUGGAUGGGAAAGUUCUGAAGUCCCAGGAGGCCUACAGGACAUCCGUGCAGCAUUGUCGAUUUACCUCUGAUGGUCAGACUCUCAUUUCAAGUGCUCAUGAUUCAGUUAUACAGGUAUGGAACUGGCAGUUGAGUGAAUGUGUAUUUCUGAGAGGGCACAAGGAAGCAAUCAAGGAUUUUGGACUUCUGGAAAAUUCAAAACUUCUUUCUUGGUCAUUUGAUGGAACUGUUAAGGUUUGGAAUAUCACUACUGGAAACACAGAAAAAGAUUUUGCUUGCCAUGGAGGUGCUGUUCUUUCCUGUGCUGUUUCACCUGAUGGUAGUAAAUUUUCAUCUACUUCUGCUGACAAAACUGCAAAGAUAUGGAGCUUUGAAAGUUCAUCUGUUCUUCAUGAGCUGAAAAGUCAUGAAGCCUGUGUGCGGUGCUGUGCUUUCUCUCCUAACAACAAAUUAUUGGCCACUGGAGAUGACAAAGGAGAAAUAAGGAUCUGGGACAUUUUAACAGGCGCAUUACUUCAUUUCUGCUCCCCAGUUACUGUUGACGAAGGAGAACCAGCACAUGGUGGUUGGGUAACAGACCUCUCAUUUUCUCCUGACAGUAAAAUGCUUGUGUCAUCUGGAGGCUUUCUUAAGUGGUGGAAUGCAACUACUGGAGAAUCCUUACAAACCUUCUACACGAACGGAACAAACCUCAAGUCAAUACAUGUGUCCCCUAAUUUCAAAGUGUAUGUGACUGUUGAUAAUCUUGGUAUUCUUUAUGUAUUACAGAAGUUGUGAUUAAUGUGCUGAAAACUGCAAAGAUAAUUCAUUUUUUUAAGCUGGAGACAAAAUUCUGCUAAAUGAUUCUGACACUCACUAAGCUGUGAAUUAUAUUUCAUUGUUGUAUUCAUGAUGUUUUCAGGUAUAUUAAUGUACAUUUAUGCAUGUUUUUUCAAAUGAACUUGCAUUUAAUCUGGUUUUUAAUAAGAAUUAUUAUUAUAAUUCUUAAGUCUUGAUUUGCAUCUUAAGUAUGUUGCUUCCAAUUUUGUAAGGAAAUUUAUAUUAAGAUUAUUCAAAUGAGUUGACGUUAAUAUUAAUAGUGAAAAAAUACUAGGAAUCUAAUACUUUGAAAUUGUAUUUUGUGCUAAGUCUGAUGGCUAAAUGCUCUCUAGCCAUGAACACAACUGUGUAAGAUGCAAAAAAAUUUUUUUUUUUACUGUGAUGUAAGGAUUUUCAUUUAGUACAGAAUGGAAAGAACCAGGGACAUCCUUCAUUUGAAAAAUGAAACUAGCUAUCUUGGUGCUUGACGUUCAAAACAAAUCAAGUAGCUGUUCAGUUUACAGCAGCAGUGCUUCCCACUUGUGGUAAGCAACAGUAUUAAAUACGAGGACAGAGGAAAAAGUGGACAAAGGGAAACUGAAGUCUUGGAACACAUCCUGCAACGUUCGGGACAGAUUUGCUUCUACUGUCUAGUUUGGACAGACCUCAUCAGUUCCCUCCCCGAAUAGCUGAAGAUUCAAGGAGCAGGAAGCUCCACUUAGCCAGCGUCCCUUGAUUACGUAGGCUGUGCUGUCCUUAUUGUACAGGACUGUGUCGGGCUGAACUCAGAGACCCAAUGAGGUUUCAGGGGAAAGCCAGGCUGAGAAAGCAGUCUGACUCGGGUGGUUUCUUCUGCCCUCCUGGGACAGAACAUUGCAGGGAGGCCCCUCUGCCCCAUCUUCAAGAAGCCAGUAAAUCCAGAAUACCAGUAGGUCACAGAGAAAUCAGUAUCAGCUAUUAAAUUGCUGUUCUGACUCAGCAGCUGGAUUUUCAUAAUCUGGAGCACUGGGUUUGAGGUACAUCUUCUGGGUACACGUUCAUUCAAAAAGAACGGAUUUAAUAUUGGAAUAAAUUCAGCUUUCGAUAAGGACCUGGAGAAUUUGAGCAGUUCUUCUAACGACUUGAAGGAGAUCAGGAAAGUCCAUGGAACUGCAGAGUUUUAGAGGUCUGCAUUGGCUGUGAUCCUCAGCACUUAAAACCUGGAUUUAGACCGAAUCAAUUAAAGCUCUGCAAUUACUAUAAAAGAUAUAUGCACAACACUAGCCAAGCAACUUCUUAAACUGGAGGAAUCUGAAAUGAGCAGUUGUUCGAAACGGCUGCCCAUGCUGCAGAGACACAACUUACUUAUACCGGCUGAUGAGCAGAGGUGGCACGACUGAGACACGGAGCGUUUCUGACUCGAGAGAACUCCUCUGCUGACCCGUCCUCCUCCAGAGCUGGCAGCCCGACGCGGGCGCCUCUGGAUGCUCUGUGCUCCCACCGAAUGGCCUGGGAAGCAGAUGCAGAGUUGGUGUGACACUUCCAAAAGGACAAAAAGCAAAUGUCGCGAGCGCACACUCUGCUUCACAGAUGCAGGGCACCCAUGUGUGCAUGAAAGUCAGCGCUCUGCUUCGGAUGCACGUUUCCAGUGCUGCGGAAACCUUCUUAUGCUUUUGUUUUCUAGAAGUAGAAAUGUUUGAGCUUAAACCGGCAAGUCAGAAGACUCUUGAAGGAAACAGGUCUGCCUCUCCAAAAGACGCUUAGCACGAAAGUUGUAGACCCUGUGCUCGCUGUAGAAGACAUUGACCCUUACAGCAUCCCAUCGAGCUCCUUAGGAAGGCGGAAAAAAUUUUAGGACCGCGGUGCUUCUGCGGCUGCUACAGUCCUGCUCCUUGCUUGGCACAGCACAGAAGGAACAUCAAUGACAAAUGUGAUCUUUUUUGAAGAUUGAAUUUACUGAAGAAGUUUCCUUUGGAGUUCCGCAGAUGAUUAGUGUGAGCUACCCAUCACAUCGGAUGUGUAGGAAUGUCAAUUAGGACACCCUGUGUUCAAGCACAGAAAGAGAUCUUGUAUGCAAUGGGAGGAUGGAAACAGGCCUUCAACGUGGGCCUUCAUGCUGUUGCAAAAGCCAUCGAUGUAGAUGAGAGAGGAGCGAAUUGUUUGCUCGUGACCUGAAAGCUCCUUGUACCAAAGCAUGCUCCACCUCAAGAAGUCUGCCAGGAGCAACUGAAAUGUUUCACACAUUCCACCUCAUAUGCCCCAGAGAGGGGGCUGCCUGGGCACGCCGUCUUGGGGUACUGCGAAGGAAAGACGUUUGCUGUUCUGGAGACAUGGGGAUGCCACGCUGAUUGUACCUGGAUGAUCAUAUGGACAGAGAAAAAGUCCCCUAAUCCCCUGGAAGAAGGCAAUGAACAGAACUUUGAAACCUGAAUGCAUGCUUUUUCUUCUCUACUAAGUAUGUAUACUAGCAGUUUCCAGUUCUUAUCCAGCUUAAGUCUAUGCAACAAAUGACAAAAGAAUACAGAAAAGAAGAAAAAAGUCUUUGUGUUAUGCAGAGCACCAGUCUAAUCCUUGGCACAAGCCAGAGCGGAAAUUGUUCCAAUUUAUGCUGGUUGUUUUCUAUUCAUAGGUGCAUUGGGCAAUGAAGGAAUAUCUGAUGGAA
This is a messenger RNA of Haliaeetus leucocephalus (bald eagle), 6688 nucleotides long. It is a transcript of the gene APAF1, whose product is annotated as apoptotic peptidase activating factor 1. Gene Ontology annotation, molecular function: protein binding; ADP binding. Bases 277 to 4026 code for a protein of 1249 amino acids. The transcript is spliced from 37 exons. Gene Ontology annotation, biological process: apoptotic signaling pathway; regulation of apoptotic process. The record is from RefSeq and is a predicted model, not a curated record. Lineage: Eukaryota; Metazoa; Chordata; Aves; Accipitriformes; Accipitridae. Gene Ontology annotation, cellular component: apoptosome.